CUUCACUCUCUAAGUCAAGGAAGCGUUUAAAGACUGAACUUGUCAGUGAUGUGCACCACUGUUCCUCAGUAGCUCAGCUGGACUGUGAACUCACCAUGUUUUUCCACUGUGAACUGGUCGUACUGAUACUUGCACUGACUCUUGAUGGUCAAGUUCAUACAGGGCAAAUCUAUGGAGGCCAUGAGGCUAAGGCACACAGCAGGCCAUACAUGGUGCUGUUGGAGCGGCACACAGAGGAUGGUGGUAAAAAACACUGUGGUGGCUUCCUUCUGAACAAGGAUUUUGUGAUGACUGCAGCCCACUGCCAAGCCAAGUCCUUCAAAGCCUUGCUAGGAGUUCACGGUGUCCGUAAUAGUAAUGGAAUACAGCAUAUAUCUGUGGAAGAAGCAUUUCCACAUAAAGACUACAAUGAAACUGAAUUCAUAAAUGACAUAAUGCUUCUUAAGUUGAGCUCUAAGGUGCAUUUCAACAACAAUGUGAGACCCAUUGCUCUUGCAGACCAAGGUGAUGGCUCUCUGCCAAACUCAUGUUCAGUCUCUGGUUGGGGAAGAAAUGACAGAAACACAAAAUAUAUGUCUCUGAAGCUCAUGGAAGUCAAUGUAACACUCAGUGACAGUCAGUGGUGUCAUGAAAAAAAAGUGUACUGCUCUGAGGGAGAGGCUGGACCGGGUGAGGGAGACUCUGGUGGUCCGUUGGUCUGUGAGGAUGGAAAAGCGUACGGGCUGGUGUCUGCCUCACACAAAACAAACCCAGAUGGCCCAGAAAUCUAUUGUUACACUAAGAUACCUGAGUAUCAAGACUGGAUUAAACAGAUUAUUGGACAUAAUGGAAAGUUCUAAUGCAUCAGAUCACAACAUUUGAAUUUCAGGUUAUUGUGUAACAUUGCAGAAUUACAGAGCUGAUGAUUGAGAUGCCAGUAUCUACUCUGAUUCUAUUAUCACAGAGACUGCUAUGUUUAAGUCUGGGCUUGCUUGUUUAACACAAAUUUAAUCAAAAAAUUGAUUAUAUUUUUCUUUAUUUCUUACUACUUUUUUUUUUUGCUGCUGCUGCAGUGGGAGUAUAUCUGUCAAUAAACUUUAGGCUACUAUAAAGAAAUUAGGAAUGUAAACCAGUUUUCAAGCAUGGAUUUAAACAAGCCAAUCAUGAAGAAGACGUCAAGAAGUCUAGUGUAGCGUCAAAUCUGAAAUUUAAUCCUAGAGUUAGUCAGCUAAAUAUAUGUAAUAUCUAUUGUUAUAUAUAAAAUGCUUUGUGAAUUUUCUUUUAGACUAGAGCAAAUGAGAACAGAUUUGUUUUGUACCAUCUUGAAUCAUUAAACUGUUGGUCUCUCACAA
Lates calcarifer (barramundi perch) is the source of this 1331-nucleotide messenger RNA. Its product is annotated as granzyme E. Gene Ontology annotation, biological process: proteolysis. Gene Ontology annotation, molecular function: serine-type endopeptidase activity. NCBI's taxonomy places the organism in Eukaryota, Metazoa, Chordata, Actinopteri, Centropomidae. The transcript is spliced from 5 exons. The record is from RefSeq and is a predicted model, not a curated record. Bases 96 to 839 code for a protein of 247 amino acids.